GCCAGUGGUGGCAAUGGCAGAAACAGAUUCCAGUACGCUUUGCUUAUCAACAAUGGCACCGAAGCAGGCGGGGAAAAUAUGGACGACUACGGGGAGUCAACCGGCUUGCUGGAGCAACCGUCGGUGGCCUCGGUACGGCUACCGAUCCUUGGCAUGACGUGCCAAUCGUGCGUGCGCAACAUCGAGGGCACGAUCGGUGGCAAACUGGGGAUCGUGAAGAUCAGCGUGAUGCUGGCCGAGAACGCCGGCUACAUCGACUACGACCCCACAGUGACGGAUCCGGCGCAGAUAGCGGCCGAUAUCGACGAUAUGGGCUUCGAGUGUGUGUACGUCGAAGGGGACAACAGUGAUGAUGGGCGGGCACCGACCCCGGCACUGGCUCGGAUCGCCAUCGAGGGCAUGACGUGUCAGUCGUGUGUAAGAAACAUUGAGUCCAACAUCCGGGACCGCCCGGGAGUGCUGUCGGUGCGCGUCCUGCUCGACGAGAAGCUCGGACUAGUGGAGUACGAUCGUAGGGCGACAACCGCGGAACGGAUCGCGUCCGAAAUUGACGACAUGGGGUUCGAAGCGCGGCAGCUGGCGGAGCCUGAAACUGGUGAUGGUGCCGGUGGUGGACGAUCGCCCCGAGUGGUGGCCCCUAAAGCUACGGCGAACGGCGCCGCAGCGAAGGGCUCCCCGCAGCUGCGGCGCUGCUUCCUGCACGUCCAGGGCAUGACCUGUGCCAGCUGCGUGUCGGCCAUCGAGAAGCACUGCCGCAAGAUUUACGGCGUGGAAUCGGUACUGAUUGCGCUGCUGGCGGCCAAGGCGGAGGUAAAGUACGACGAGCGGCUGACGGCCCCGGAGGACAUUGCGAAGUCGAUCACGGAGCUGGGCUUCCCGUGCGAGGUGAUCGAAGAACCGGGCACAGGCGAGGCGGAGGUGGAGAUCGAGAUACUGGGCAUGACGUGCGGGUCGUGUGUGGCCAAGAUCGAACAGACCGCCCUGCGGCUGCCGGGAGUGCAGAAGGCCUCGGUGGCGCUCACGCUCAAGCGGGGCAAGUUUACGUUCAACAACGAGCAGACCGGGCCGCGGACGAUCUGCGAAGCGAUCCAGGGGCUGGGCUUCGAGGCGAGCGUGCUCUCGAGCAAGGACAAGAUGGCGCACAACUAUCUCGAGCACCGCGAGGAGAUACGCAAGUGGCGCACGGCCUUCCUGGUGUCGCUCGUGUUCGGUGGCCCGUGUAUGGUGGCGAUGGUGUACUUUAUGGUGCAGAUGCAGGACCACAGCCACGAGGAGAUGUGCUGCGUGCUGCCGGGCCUGUCGCUCGAGAACUUCAUCAUGUUCGUGCUCUCGACGCCGGUCCAGUUCUUCGGCGGGUGGCACUUUUACAUCCAGGCCUAUCGGGCCGUGCGGCAUGGGGCCAGCAACAUGGACGUGCUGAUAACGAUGGCCACCACCGUGAGCUAUCUGUACUCGGUUGGCGUGCUGGUCGCGGCGAUGGUGCUGCAGCAGCGCACGUCUCCGCUCACGUUCUUCGACACUCCGCCGAUGCUGUUUAUCUUCAUCUCGCUCGGCCGCUGGCUGGAGCACAUCGCGAAGGGCAAAACGUCCGAGGCCCUGUCGAAGCUGCUGUCGCUGAAGGCGACCGAGGCGACGCUGGUGACGCUCGGCACCGACUACGAGGUCCGCUCGGAGAAGGUAAUCUCAGUCGAUCUGGUGCAGCGCGGCGACGUGCUGAAGGUGGUCCCGGGCAGCAAGGUGCCGGUCGACGGGAAGGUGCUGUGCGGGAGCUCGAGCUGUGACGAAAGUCUCAUCACCGGCGAAUCGAUGCCGGUGCCGAAGAAAAAGGGCUCGGUCGUGAUCGGCGGGUCGAUCAACCAGAACGGGCUGCUGCUAAUGCAGGCCACGCACACGGGCGAAAACACAACCCUGGCUCAGAUCGUGAAGCUGGUUGAGGAGGCGCAAACGUCGAAGGCACCGAUCCAGCAGCUGGCCGAUCGGAUCGCGGGCUACUUUGUGCCGUUCGUGGUGGCCGUUUCGCUCGUCACCCUGUUCGGGUGGAUCAUCAGCGGGUACGUGGAUAUCGGGCACAUUCCGGCGUCCGAUCGGGACAAGGAGGGCCUCACACCGUCGGAGAUCAUCAUUAGCUACGCGUUCCGGUGUGCGCUCAGUGUGCUGGCGAUCGCGUGCCCGUGCGCCCUCGGGCUGGCCACCCCGACGGCCGUCAUGGUGUCGACCGGGGUCGGGGCCCUGCACGGUAUUCUGGUGAAAGGUGCCGGGCCGCUCGAGAAUGCGCACAAAGUGAAGACGAUCGUGUUCGACAAAACGGGCACGAUCACGCACGGUAUGCCGAUGACGUCGCGCAUCUGCAUGCUGGUCAAACCGAGCGUCUGCUCGUUGCCCCGUGCCCUGGCGAUCAUCGGGUCCGCAGAAACGAACAGCGAGCACCCGAUCGCGGCGGCCAUCGUGCGGUACGUGAAGGAAACCCUCGAGCUCGACAGCUUCGGACGGUGCACCAACUUCUCGGCCGUUCCGGGCUGCGGGAUCCGGUGCGUGAUUGCCGGCCUCGAGCACGGGCAGGUGCAACGGUCCGAGAAGGUGCGCAACUAUCAAAACUCGUACCACAGCGACCGGGCGACGGCUCCGCUCUUCAUGAACGGGGCCGUCGUGGAGGAGCUGAUACCGCAGCUGAGCCCCUCGCAAAAGAACACGAUCGAGCUGCAGCAGCUGCUGCACCUGGAGCCGAUGGUCGAUGACACAUCAUCCCGGGUCCCGGGCAGCCAACGGGAGGAAGCUUUCGCCGAGGUCAACGAGUACAACGUGCUGAUCGGUAACCGUGAGUGGAUGGCCCGGAACGCGAUCGUGGUGCCGCCCGAGGUCAACAUUCGCAUGUCGGAGGAGGAGGAGAUGGGCCACACGGCCAUCCUGUGCGCCCUCAACGGGCAGCUGGUGUGUAUGAUCUCGGUCUCGGAUAUGGUGAAACCGGAGGCCCACCUCGCGGUCUACACGCUCAAGCGGAUGGGCAUCGAGGUGAUACUGCUGACCGGUGACAACAAGAGCACGGCCGCCAGCAUUGCGCGCCAGGUCGGCAUCAAUCGGGUGUUUGCGGAGGUGCUGCCGUCGCACAAGGUGGCCAAGAUCCAGCGAAUACAGGAGAUGGGCGUGCGCGUGGCGAUGGUGGGCGACGGUGUGAACGACAGUCCGGCGCUGGCCCAGGCCGACGUCGGCAUUGCCAUCGGGUCGGGCACGGAUGUCGCGGCGGAAGCGGCCGACGUUGUGCUGAUGCGUAACGAUCUGCUGGACGUGGUAGCGUGUCUCGAUCUGUCGCGAAAGACUGUGCGCAAGAUUCACCUCAACUUCCUGUUCGCCAGCAUGUACAAUCUGCUCGGCAUUCCGCUGGCAGCCGGUAUCUUUACGCCGUUCGGUUUCACCCUCGAGCCCUGGAUGGCAUCGGCUGCCAUGGCCGCCAGUUCCGUGUCGGUGGUGUGUUCCUCACUGAUGAUCAAGCUGUACCGCAAGCCAUCGAAGGAGGCACUACAGACGCCCGAGUACGUCGAGCUGGUGGAAGCGGGCGCCUUCCUCGACCCGGACACCAUUUCCGUGCACCGUGGGCUUGAUGAUAUACCGCGGCCGAACCUGGCCCGCUCUACGAGCUCCACUCUGGCCAAGUUGUUCGGUCGUGGCAAGGACUCGAAGGAAGACGGACUGUUGGCGGCGCUGGAUGACGACGAGCUUUCGGUUGGCAUCGUGAAGCCCACCAAACCAGGAGGCAUUUACAUCGAUGGAACCGAGCUACAGAAGCUAUAGAGUGGCGCCCCUUGUUAGUCUUUGGUCUGAUUCGUUUCCCUCCGUCUCUGUGAGUUCCAGGAACGGGUCAUUCUCCCGUGGGCCGUGGGGUGAUGCUUUGCCGUGGCCUCUUGUGGCAAAGUACAGCCAUCCACCGACCGGCCCGUGUGUUGGGGUCCCGUUCAAAUCCCUUUAUCCCGGUUAUAUUUACCUCUCCAGCCAGUUGUUCUUUCAUGUUUUUCGUCCCCAGUAUGUGAUAUUUGCAUUGUGUGUGGUUUAUUUAGUGGGGUCCGUGUCCAUUUACUGCCCGAUGUUGUAGGAUUAUUUUACCGCGCUUAAUGACUCGAACGCACUCGUCGGUGUACUUAUUACUCUCAAAUUGUACAACGCCCGUACCAGUUCAGCGCAUAGUGAACACAACUUUUUAUACGCCUAAUUGAGCCUUUACAAAAGACCUGUGAAUAAAGAAUAUAUCGUGUUUUGUAUAAUCU
Messenger RNA from Anopheles cruzii, 4256 nucleotides. It is a transcript of the gene ATP7, whose product is annotated as copper-transporting ATPase 2. The coding region runs from base 79 to 3786 and encodes 1235 amino acids. The record is from RefSeq and is a predicted model, not a curated record. Gene Ontology annotation, biological process: copper ion homeostasis; monoatomic cation transport. NCBI's taxonomy places the organism in Eukaryota, Metazoa, Arthropoda, Insecta, Diptera, Culicidae. Gene Ontology annotation, cellular component: perinuclear region of cytoplasm; trans-Golgi network; membrane. Gene Ontology annotation, molecular function: copper ion binding; P-type divalent copper transporter activity; ATP binding. The transcript has 6 exons.